UCUAUCUCUUUCUUCUUUCCCCCACAUCACACUCCUCAAUCGACUUAAUUUCCUCUUCCCUCGACAGACGUUUCAUCAUUUAAAAUGGCAACACCACAGCAAAAUAUCAAUUUUACACCAGAGGAACUCGCUAAGUUUAAGGAGGCAUUCACAUCAUACGACAAGGACAAGAACGGUCGCAUUGCGACGGACGAGCUCAAGCAGCUUGCUGCAUCUGUAGGCCAAGAAGCAAGUGAUGAGGAGCUGGGCUUUGUAAUCAAGGCAUUUGAUACCAAUGGGGAUGGCGAACUCGACUUUGAUGAAUUCCUGGGUCUCCUAGCAACACUUCGCUCAGCAUCACGCGACUUUUAAAAAAAAAAAAAUACAAAUACGUGGCCUGAAUGGUCGAUGACAAAAUGAGAUGUAGCAAUAAAGAAACAUGGUAGUGGG
Molecule: messenger RNA, 429 nt
Organism: Lobosporangium transversale
Lineage: Eukaryota; Fungi; Mortierellomycota; Mortierellomycetes; Mortierellales; Mortierellaceae
Exons: 2
Coding region: 85-351 (88 amino acids)
Molecular function (GO): calcium ion binding
Source: RefSeq, a predicted model, not a curated record